GGGAUAGAGUUUGCAUUUGGGCGCAGCUGGACAGUUCUCAGAUGGACUUUGCCGGCAUUUGGAGGGAUUUCUCAACGCGUGUGAGUGCUUCUCGGAAAGCUCUUCGAUUGGAAACUAGUAUCUGCCCUUUUCCUUUCUCAAGCCCUUCCCCCCUCCCCUGGUUUUCACAUUUUCUGGGAGAAUUUCUACAGAGACCUCUCCCAUUAUCCCCUUGCUGGCGUAAUAAUGGCAGAGAACGAUGUGGACAAUGAGCUCUUGGACUAUGAAGAGGAUGAGGUGGAGACCGCAGCUGGGGGAGAUGGGGCUGAAGCCCCUGCCAAGAAAGAUGUCAAGGGCUCUUAUGUUUCCAUCCACAGCUCUGGCUUUCGAGACUUCUUGCUCAAGCCAGAGUUGCUCCGAGCCAUUGUCGACUGUGGCUUUGAGCAUCCAUCUGAAGUUCAGCAUGAGUGCAUCCCUCAAGCCAUUCUGGGAAUGGAUGUCCUGUGCCAGGCCAAAUCAGGCAUGGGAAAGACAGCAGUGUUUGUGUUGGCCACACUGCAACAGUUGGAACCAGUUACUGGACAGGUGUCUGUGCUGGUGAUGUGUCAUACUAGGGAGUUGGCUUUUCAGAUAAGCAAGGAAUAUGAGCGCUUCUCUAAAUACAUGCCCAAUGUCAAGGUUGCAGUGUUUUUUGGUGGUCUGUCUAUCAAGAAGGAUGAAGAGGUGCUGAAGAAGAACUGCCCGCAUAUCGUCGUGGGGACUCCUGGCCGUAUCUUAGCCCUGGCUCGAAAUAAAAGCCUCAACCUCAAACACAUUAAACACUUCAUCUUGGAUGAGUGUGAUAAGAUGCUUGAACAGCUCGACAUGCGUCGGGAUGUCCAGGAAAUAUUUCGCAUGACCCCCCAUGAGAAGCAGGUCAUGAUGUUCAGUGCUACCUUGAGCAAAGAGAUCCGGCCAGUCUGCCGAAAGUUCAUGCAAGAUCCAAUGGAGAUCUUCGUGGAUGAUGAGACGAAGUUGACGCUGCAUGGAUUGCAGCAGUACUACGUGAAACUGAAGGACAACGAGAAGAACCGGAAGCUCUUUGACCUUUUAGAUGUCCUUGAGUUCAACCAGGUGGUAAUCUUUGUGAAGUCUGUGCAACGGUGCAUCGCCCUGGCCCAGCUUCUGGUGGAGCAGAAUUUCCCAGCCAUUGCCAUCCACCGUGGCAUGCCCCAGGAAGAGAGGCUUUCUCGGUAUCAGCAGUUUAAGGAUUUUCAACGGCGAAUUCUUGUGGCCACCAACCUGUUUGGUCGAGGCAUGGACAUUGAGCGGGUGAACAUCGCCUUCAACUAUGACAUGCCUGAGGAUUCUGACACAUACCUGCAUCGGGUAGGUAUGCUUUCUCUAUGCCGAAAGAAAAACAAACUCUAG
Dipodomys ordii (Ord's kangaroo rat) is the source of this 1389-nucleotide messenger RNA. It is a transcript of the gene Ddx39b, whose product is annotated as DEAD (Asp-Glu-Ala-Asp) box polypeptide 39B. Gene Ontology annotation, molecular function: ATP binding; RNA binding; RNA helicase activity. The transcript has 10 exons. NCBI's taxonomy places the organism in Eukaryota, Metazoa, Chordata, Mammalia, Rodentia, Heteromyidae. The record is from RefSeq and is a predicted model, not a curated record. Bases 226 to 1389 code for a protein of 387 amino acids. Gene Ontology annotation, biological process: mRNA splicing, via spliceosome; mRNA export from nucleus.